Guillardia theta CCMP2712 is the source of this 1442-nucleotide messenger RNA. RefSeq lists its product as hypothetical. The annotation marks the transcript as partial. The record is from RefSeq and is a predicted model, not a curated record. Gene Ontology annotation, biological process: mRNA splicing, via spliceosome. Lineage: Eukaryota; Cryptophyceae; Pyrenomonadales; Geminigeraceae. The transcript has 23 exons. Gene Ontology annotation, molecular function: U4 snRNA binding; protein binding; U6 snRNA binding. Gene Ontology annotation, cellular component: U4/U6 x U5 tri-snRNP complex.
AAAUGCGUGCGAGGACUGUUGCUGCUCCUACGAACGAUCAUGAUGUCAAGAUGCAACUCAGAAAAUUUCGGGAGCCUAUCUGCUUGUUUGGGGAAGGGCCAGCUGAACGUCGUGAUCGUCUCAAGAUCAUUCUUGCAAGAAAGGAAGUCGAAGAAGGAAUAUCAGCCAACGAUAUUGUUUCUGGUGCUCGCGAAGACGACGAUCGAGACUUCCGUGAUGGACAAGUGAAGGAGACUUUCUAUACUGAGGGACCUGACGAGCUGAAAACUGCUCGGUUGUGGAUAGCUGAGUACUCGCUACCAAGGGCGAAGAGCAGAACGAUGAUAGCAAAGAGGAAGCAGGCCGAGCUCGAAACUUACAUCGCGAAAAAAGAGGCCAAGUUGAAGGAGUACGAAACGGCGAUCAAAGAGGGGAGAGAAAUACCGGAGGAAGACAUCGAAGAUACCCGCAUGGAUGAGGACAAUGAAACAGAGCAGGAGCACAACAGAUUCAUGGACAAGGCUGGAAAGUAUCGAAAUCUAGAUUUGUCUUCAUCGCAGAUUGGGGAUGCUCGACCUAUAUCGGGAUGUAGCUUCAGUCCUGAUGGACAGUUUCUUGCGACAAGUUCGUGGUCGGGAGUGGCGAAGAUUUGGUCAAUGCCAUCAUGCGACUUGAAGUUCACCUUAUACGGGCAUGCCGAGCGAUUAACAGACGCAAAAUUUCAUCCUCAGUUCGAUUCGGCGGCAGUAGGGAACACGGAAGGAAAGGGAAAGGUUGUGGCGGCUGCAACCAGCAGUGCAGACCUCAAGGUCAAACUGUGGAGCAACGACUCGUUCAGGGACAUCGGGACGCUGGAGGGGCAUGCAGGGAGAGUCUGUAGGAUCGGCUUCCACCCCUCCGGGAGGUACUUGGGGACAACAAGCUUCGAUAAGACUUGGAGAAUGUGGGACUUGGAGACGCAGCAAGAGUUGCUGUGCCAGGAGGGACAUUCGCGUGCUCUCUACAAUCUCGCGUUCCAGGUUGAUGGAGCUCUGGUGGCUUCUGCCGGGUUGGAUGCGAUCUGCAGAGUCUGGGAUCUUCGAACUGGACGGUCGAUCAUGACGCUGCAGGGACAUGUCAAGCAGAUCUUGGGACUUGACUUCAACCCGGACGGCGUCAAGAUCGCGACUGGCAGCGAUGACAACACCAUCAAGCUGUGGGACCUGAGGAAGCGAAAGGCCUACUACACGAUGCCGGCCCAUCCAAAUCUUGUGUCUGCUGUCAAGUACUCCAGCUGUGGAGAUUUCCUCAUCUCCUCCUCCUACGACAGGACAUGCAAGAUUUGGAACCUCCGAAACUUCACAGCGAUCAAGACUUUGUCAGGACACGACGAGAAGGUCAUGUGCGUUGACUUCGCGCCAGCUGGAGAUCUUGUGGUCAGCGCCUCCUACGAUCGUACCUUCAAGGUGUGGUCGACAGAGUGA